AUGGCGACUGCCGCUAUGCCGACAGUCGCCUCGUCUGCUCUCACUCCCCCGAGCAGUUCACAUGGCGUCGUCCACGGCAGCAACAAGUUGAGCACUAACGGAUAUCACGAUACUUGGGACGAUUUCUCUGGCGGAGAUGACGAGAAUCCGAUGGCACUCAAGAAGACGCCCACCACGAAUUCCAAUCAUGCAUCCAUCAACAGCCAGACAAGAUCACCGCUGAUCUCUCAAAACGGAAAUUCAAACCCGUACUCUUCGCACGCGCCGAUUUCCCGCAAAAUAAGCCGAGAGAUCGGGCUCGGGGUCGAUUCUACUUACGGAAGCGACAUGCCAGGAUCGACUGCAUACCGGUCAUACGGUGGUGGUACCAGGGCUGUGAGUCCAUCAGAAAGCAUCGGGGAGAUUUCUGGCAGCCACAGGAACGGCAAGCGAGCGAACGGCGACUAUGGCUCAUCGAGCGACGGUUCAUCAGGCACCGACGAGGCCUCGAAAUGGAUUCACAGGGACAAGCUGGCUCGGAUAGAAAGCGAGGAGCUGCAAGCCGCAGGAAUCAUUCUCCCCACCUCGAGAAAUCGUUCCCGCUCACGCAGUCGGCCGCGAGUGCACGCGAACGGCUCGCGGACCCGGAGUGAAUCCACAAAUGGCGCGACCAGAUCAAGGAAGAAUUCGACCCUUGUUGGUGGAAGAGAAGCAUAUGGGGAGACCAAGGCUCAGCAGAUCGAGGUUCCCAGCUGGGACUUGAGGUUACCCGAAGAGAUCGCCGACGAAAUGGAGUCCAAUUAUUGGACAUCGACUCCAGUUUCAAAAAACGGCUCCAAGAUACCGGUGGCCAAAGUCAGCCCGGCACCAAUACCGGUGGACUACAUUGAGCGAGAGUCACCAGCUGCGAGGAAGAGGGAGAGCAGUCCCGCAGACGAGUUGGAAAGCAUCAAGAUGCCGAGGACGCGAGCGAGGAGCAGUAGUGCCAGCACCAAACUCGAACCGGGAGCGUCGUCUGCCGUCACUCCAGGCCAGAAGCAGACGAAGCGCGCGGCAACCGACACCUCACCCAAGAAGCCAGCCGGAGCUAGGAAAACGUCGGGGCCUACGAAGGCGACAGGGGCGAACGGCAGACCAAAAACCCGAGGCGGCACUCGCAAGGAUUCGUCGAGCAGUAGUACCGCGACGCGGCCGACCACGAGAUCAGGCGACCGUGAGCUUGCACCUUCGUCACCUAUGAACAAGCAACCAGAGGGCGACCCGCCGUGGAUGGUCUCGGCGUACAAGCCGGACCCAAGGUUACCGCCAGACCAGCAGCUUCUCCCAACGGUGGCCAAGCGAUUGCAGCAGGAGAAGUGGGAGCGCGAGGGCAAGUUUGGUAGUGUCUAUGACAGGGAAUUCCGGCCGCUCAGCGACGACGGUCUUUUGUCUCCUCCAGAUAGAAACAGUCAGCUUCUCCAGCCCCCGCCGAACGAUGAGGCCAACGAAAAACCCACAGACGAGACACAAGCCCCCGACUGGCCUCUCAAAACAGAAGCUCUCAAAAGUCCCUCCAUCCGACAGAACUCGCUCCGCCAACAACGAACUGGCUCAUAUUCCACGAUACCCAAGGUCCAGGAACCGCCCAUCAGCCCGAUCCCCGGAUCCAGAGGUAACCCAGCCCCAGGGCUCCCCUCACCGCUCCAACAAACGCCUGCUGCUCCCACUCAGGAAAAAGAGGACAAGAAGAAGAAGAAGAAUGGAUGUAUGUGCUGCAUUGUUAUGUAG
Molecule: messenger RNA, 1746 nt
Organism: Pyricularia pennisetigena
Lineage: Eukaryota; Fungi; Ascomycota; Sordariomycetes; Magnaporthales; Pyriculariaceae
Exons: 2
Coding region: 1-1746 (581 amino acids)
Source: RefSeq, a predicted model, not a curated record